UUCUUUUAGCGCCUAGCGAUUGUGUGAUACCCUUUCCUCAGCUUGAUUCUUCAACAUUCCCGCAGCACCAGCCCCUCGAUCCCACGCCAUGCUCUAGCCUUGCCCAUUCACCUUCGCCGCAAUCAGCAGCCAUGCACAACCAACAGCAAGAUGACCGCGACACCUCCGAAGACAUCGACCAGCUCAUCACCACCUUAGAUCUUGACCGAUCCGGCCGGACACCCAGCUGGAGCUUCGACAGCGGCACAGGAGCUCCGCAAGACACCGGACCCACCAAUGCUCCUCGCCCUUCGCUCUUCUCAAGCGGCCCUCCCUCGAGGUACUCGUCGACCACACCUGCAGCGUCGAGCUCUACAAACGAACCACCUCGACCGCUUCUCAGAGCCGCUUCAUCUUCUAAUUCAUCCCGACCACUCGCUGCACUGGCCGGUUCCGCUGCGGGUUCAACGAGGACAGCUCGAUUUGACGAGAACUCUCCCGCAAUACUACACAAUGACGAGGAAGUCCCGAGGGCGGAGAAAGAUGCCGAUGAUCCUACCAUUGCUCUAGACACUCGGAGGCCUCUCGAAAGGCGGGAGUACACGACCCUGACCACCUUGAGCCGCCUUUUUGCUUCCCAAACUUCACCCGAUGCUUCAAGAGCACCCUCAUAUGGCCAAGGAAUGGGCCCCUUGCGAAGACGACCUCUCGCAUCUGAAGUAGCCUCACUGCCUGAUCACCUAUACACGAGAGGUCUCCUUGGCGGACGCCACUCCGAUAUCACAAUCAUUGCCUUCGGACACAAGUACGCUCUACACCGGCUUCUUCUAGAUCGUGCACCCUUCUUCACGACAGCCUUGUCGGAACCUUGGCUUGAGAGUCGUGCCAAGGAGGUCACCCUCCAUCCGGAAGAGAUCGACCCUAGUAUCACGCAGACUGCUUUCGAACUCGCCAUCAAGCGACUAUACGGCUGUGACAUCUCACAAGAGGAAGAUGCGGAAGCUAUCGGAUUAUUUGCCACUGGAUGUUGGUUGGAGAUGCGGGACCUGGUCAACUCUAGUAUUGAUGCCAUCUUACGUCAGAUGAGUCCCGAGACGCUAUCACCAUUGAUAAAGCUGGUCACUGCAAACUACUAUGGCAGGUCUGGCGAGAGAAUAUUAGCUUCUGCCAAGUCUAUGCUUUGUCGCGAUGGAUGGGAGAUGCCUCUGAAAUGUUGGGACGGAAUACCUGGUGACAUCAUUCGUGAAAUAGUUGGCGGUGACGGAUUCUUCGUGGAUGGCGAGUGGGACCGGUGGGUGCUCGCAAAACGUCUCCUGGAUCGACGACUUCGACGAAAGGCGAUUGAGGCAGGACUGAUCGAACGAGGAAAACAUCCGACAUCCAAGGCUCCGGAUACGUUGUCGAUGAUGGCUGUACGAUUUGACGCUGUGUACCGCCAGAACUCCAUCACUACUCAGGGGGCUACGCCGGAUAGCCAUCAUAAGUGGCUGUCCCUCUACACCAAUCCGGAUAUCGAACCUCUUCUGGUACUUCUGGACGAAGGUAUACACUACGUUCAUCUCGAUUUUGAGCAGCUACAGUUCAUUCGCCUUUCACGUGAUAUCCUAGGCUUGCCCGUCAUGCCAGAGAAGGUUAUAUCCAAUGCGCUAUGGAACCAGAUGGAAUUACGGCAAAAAGUCCUCAAUUCUGGGGAUCUGGACAUGGAGCUUGGCCUGAGUAAGCCUAUCGAGGACUCACCUUCGAACAAUGAAGGUGCUACUCCUGUCCAGUCUCCAAAUCAUGCACGGCCGGCAUCGUCGAAAGGAAAGCAAACGGAGGGCAGUCAUACACCCGAGGAGGAUUCCGACGACAUGGAUUCUGGGAGCUGGGACGCCAACGGAAAACCACGCAAAUUCUGGAUCCCAAGCACGGACUGUAACAUUGUCAUGGGAGGCAACUCGGAGCCAGUGGUCACCACUUCGAGCGCGUUCCAACGACACGCUUCCCGUCUCUCUGCCACUCUUCAACCAGAAGACGUUCAAUGGGCUACCGACUUUGCCUCGUCUCCAGGGACGUCGUCUAAUCCCAACACACGGACUGACUAUCCUGCUCGACCAGGGUCAGCGAGUGGUAGCAAUGCUGGCCAGCCAAAGCCGAUUGCAUAUACCCAUUAUCCACCUUUCCGAUUCUCUGCCGAGUUUCCCAAUCCGCGUCUGCUAAAGGAGAAGAAGCGUGUAUACUCUCGGACUGUGUUCUACGCAGGCUCUCUAUGGAACAUAUAUAUCCAGAAAGUUCGGUCUGCAAAGAACGUCCAACUAGGUGUGUACUUGCACCGUGCCAAGGAACGGGAAGCAGAGGAAGCAAUAGCUGGCGUUGGAAAUGGCCUCGCACAGAACAGUAUCGGUACUGUCGACGAGCGUAUCGGCCUAUUGGAACGCGAGAUGCUUCUACGCAGCGAACGACGCGACCGUCGCCGCGGCCGUGGCAACGCCCGUGCCGAUCAAAACGAUAAUCCUGGUGAAGAAGACACAAGCGGCAGCGGUGGUGACCCCGACGCAACUCUCGUCUCCACCGGCUCCCGCAACCCCCUCUUCACCAGUCUCUCUGCCCAAUCUCGCCGCCGACACCAACUCCCACUUCAGGGCACAUCCCCUUCCAGCGCCAACUUCUCCGGCACGGGCGCUCCAUCACACCAUCAGAACUUGCAAGGCCUCUCCACCUCUCCCCCCUCAGACGGCGACAUCGUCUACCCCUCUUACGCUUACGCCCCCUCACUUCUCUCCUCCGCCUCGGACACAGACACUGACUCCGACCCGGAGACUAGCUACCCGAACCCCUCCCUUUCCCUCCUUGCGCCUCGCAACCUUAGCUCUAAAUCCAAAUCACGUGCCGUCAAUCCAACCCUCCCGCCGUACGUCGACGCACGGCCCACUAUCAAGACCUACUUCAAGAUCUACAGCCCGAGUAAAGGUGGCAGGUUGCUGAGCGUGUACGAGAGCGCGCCGGAUCGGUUCAAUUUCAGUCAGAGCUGGGGGUGGAAGAGUAGCACGCUGAUGCUGGAUGAUGGGGUUAUGGGGGGAGAGGUGGAUACAGAAAGGGGGUUGGACGGGGUGGGUGAGGGGAAGGUGAGGCGGGCGGGGGAUGGGAAGUUGAGGUUUAUGGUUGUGAUUGGGAAUUUGUGA
Mytilinidion resinicola is the source of this 3140-nucleotide messenger RNA. RefSeq lists its product as uncharacterized. Lineage: Eukaryota; Fungi; Ascomycota; Dothideomycetes; Mytilinidiales; Mytilinidiaceae. The coding region runs from base 132 to 3140 and encodes 1002 amino acids. Gene Ontology annotation, molecular function: protein binding. The transcript has 2 exons. The record is from RefSeq and is a predicted model, not a curated record.